UCGAAAGUCGCCAAUAGGGGUCCUAGUUAGCUUGGUUAGAAGUCUUAACAGCUCAAAACUAGUCUGUUUCGUUUUCUUAAAGUGACUUAAUGAAGAGAUGGACGGUUAUCCCGGUGUCACUGGGGGGGAUUCUACACAACAACAAGAAAGACAUUACUACCUGUUAUCUGAACUGCAAACACUGGUCAAAGGCUUGCCGAGCUCCUUUCAGCAGCGCCUGUCUUACAACACGCUGAGUGACCUUGCUCUAGCCCUUAUAGACGGGACGGUAUAUGAGAUUGUCCAGGGCCUGCUGGAUAUACAGCAUCUGACAGAGAAGAAUCUCUACAAUCAGAGACAGAAGCUGCACUGUGAACACCAAGCACUCAAACAAGACCUUGCACGAAAACACAAAGAUGCCCUGCAGUCAUGUAAGUCUCACAACCUUGUGCUGCUCAAGGCAAACCAACAAGCCGAGCUAGAGGCUCUGGACGUUCGUGUGCGAGAGGAACAAAAAAUGAUGGAUAAGAAGAUCGUAGCAGAAAUGGAUCAAAAAGUGAUAGACCAGCAAAACACGCUCGAGAAAGCAGGAGUCCCUGGGUUUUACAUCACUACUAAUCCUCAGGAGCUGACAAUGCAGAUGAACCUACUUGAAUUGAUGCUUAAGCUUCAACAGAAGGAGUCUCAAUCUGGACUUCUAUGAGGAGGAUGAUAGAGCAACCUAUUUGUGCCAAACAAAACUGAGAAAAAUUGGUCAAAAUCCAGUAACCGUGAUCUGCCCCUGGGGUCGGCGAACAUACAACACUCCUGUCUUCUAAGAAGUGGCAAUUUCAGACGCAUGCUCCGAGUGCUCUAAUCAUCAGUGUCAUGUGGAAAAAAGCUGCUUUCGAAGUAUUGAAGUGAGACGUUGCAAGACACAGUGAAGCGGUAGCAGGCUGUCAUAGCUUAAAUAUCACAGCCUGUAAGAAAUUAAGAAGGUGUUUUGUUAUUAAUCAUUUAAACGGGUUUACCAGCCCUGACAUGGGGACACGAGAGCCCCCCGAGACGCAUUAAUUCAACACUUGAAGUCAAAGGAGAAGUUUUGCU
Messenger RNA from Maylandia zebra (zebra mbuna), 1065 nucleotides. It is a transcript of the gene dgcr6, whose product is annotated as DiGeorge syndrome critical region gene 6. NCBI's taxonomy places the organism in Eukaryota, Metazoa, Chordata, Actinopteri, Cichliformes, Cichlidae. The record is from RefSeq and is a predicted model, not a curated record.